This is a messenger RNA of Salvelinus namaycush (lake trout), 5937 nucleotides long. RefSeq names its product terminal nucleotidyltransferase 5C-like. Lineage: Eukaryota; Metazoa; Chordata; Actinopteri; Salmoniformes; Salmonidae. The transcript is spliced from 2 exons. Gene Ontology annotation, molecular function: poly(A) RNA polymerase activity; RNA binding. The coding region runs from base 133 to 1314 and encodes 393 amino acids. The record is from RefSeq and is a predicted model, not a curated record. Gene Ontology annotation, biological process: mRNA stabilization.
AUAGGCACUGACAUUUUAGUGUAAGACUCACGAGUGGAUAUAUGGAAGUGCCUGCAUGUUUCCUCCGCUAACAUUUUCUAAUUGUGCAAUUUGAAUGCCUUGAGAGGAUACCUUCAUAACCUUAAUUAGAAGAUGGCUAACAAGGCAGAGUCCACAAUGAGCACUACCACUAGUGAGAGUGUGUCCCACAGUGUGCUGAGCUGGGACCAGGUGAGCCGUCUCAAUGAGGUCCUGACAGCAGUGGUGCCGGUCCAUGGCCGAGGUAACUUCCCAACCCUGGAGGUGCGGCUGAAAGACAUUGUUCAGAUGGUGCGCACCCGUCUGGAGCUAAGGGGAAUUAAAGUGAAAGAUGUUCGUCUGAACGGCUCUACAGCCAGCCACGUGCUGGUGCAGGACAUUGGCUGGAGCUACAAGGACCUGGACAUCAUCUUCAGGGUGGACCUACCCCAGGAGUCAGGGUUCCAGUUGGUCAAAGAUGUGGUGCUGGGCACUCUGCUGGACUUCCUCCCUGAGGGGGUGAACAAGGAGAAGAUCACUCCCAUGACCCUAAAGGAGGUCUAUGUUCAGAAGCUGGUCAAGGUGUAUACAGAGCAGGACCGCUGGAGCCUCAUCUCCCUCUCCAACAACAACGGGCGCAACGUGGAGCUGAAGUUUGUGGACUCUAUCCGCCGGCAGUUUGAGUUCAGCGUGGAUUCGUUCCAGAUCGUGUUGGACUCGCUGCUCUCCUUUUACGACUUCUCGCCAGAGAACCCUAUGUCUAGCCACUUCCACCCCACCGUGGUGGGUGAGAGCGUGUAUGGGGACUUUGGGGCUUCUCUGGACCACCUCAUGAACAAACUGAUCGCCACCAAGCGGCCGGAGGAGAUCCGUGGCGGCGGCCUUCUCAAGUACUGCAACCUACUGGUAAGAGACUUCCGGCCCACCUCGGAGGAGGAGUUCAAGGGCCUGGAGCGUUAUAUGUGCUCCCGCUUCUUCAUCGACUUCCCCGACAUUGGUGAGCAGCAACGGAAGUUGGAGGCCUACCUGCAGAGCCACUUUGUGGGUGAGGAGAAGAGCAAGUAUGACUACCUCAUGAUCCUGCGGCGCGUGGUCAACGAGAGCACGGUGUGCCUCAUGGGUCACGAGAGGCGGCAGACCCUCAACCUCAUCUCGCUGACGGCCUUCAGGGUGCUGGCUGAGCAGAACGCCAUCCCAGACGCCUCCAGUGUCACCUGCUACUACCAGCCGGCGCCCUACGUCCGAGACCACAACUUCAGCAACUACUACGUUGCCUCGUGUAACCAGAAUAUUCCAACAUGGCUGCCAUGUAACUGAGAGACCCAUAUAACACGAAGACUGCUGCUUUGAGAAAGGGGAAAAAAGUCAGAUGUGCCAAAAAAAUUGAAAUUAGGCCAUAACUGGCAUUUCGCUCUGUAGUCAUAAAGGAUAUAUUUAAAUGGCCAAGUGUUUUGAUUUUGGUCUCCCUUCUCCUUUCUCAUUCCUUAUCUACAGAGGUGUCAAGAUCAUUGGAUCCAAAGUGAUAUUUUUUUGCCUUUUCUCAGAUUGUAAUGUUUUUGUUUCCCCUAAUGAGAAGAUUGGUUUCAAAUUAACGUCCUGAUUCAAGAAUGAGAUCUACUUGGUGCCCACAUGUUAAGUGUAUUUGGUCCAUCUUCAAAGAAAGGGAAACAAAUAUUUAGAAGUUUAUUUGGGUUUUGCUCCUGUGUGUAUUGAAGAAAGAAAAAACGCAGAAAAUUGUCGUUUAAAAAAAAAGAAGAAAAAAAGUGUAUAAUUUUUUUUUAUAUAUGGUUAACUAAAGAGAUGUGAAGCACAAGGUGUAAAAGGUAAUCCUGAGAUGACAUCAAUGUUUAGUUCACUGAUGAGCAGUAUGGGUUUGCUCAUCAGUCUUUGAGGAAUUUUCUAUUAGUGAGAUGACUGUCCCAUCUCCUUUAGAAGGCAUCCAAGUUACAAGGGAGGCAGAGGAAUGGCUAAUUUUGUUUUUAAAUCAAAGGUGUAAAAAAGGAAAGGUAAUCUGACCGAAUAUCACUAGCGCAGUGCUGCCAGAGUGCCUGUGCUGUGUAGACUUUGUAGAGAAAAAUGUGUUAUUUUCUGCUGUGACUUGCCUCCUUCCUAAAUCUGUUCAGCCAAUACUAUGUAUAAACAAUAGUUCAUACUAUGUAGGGUGCAUCUCAAUAGUGUUAAGUGGCUUCCUCUCCUUAGUAUCCUCUCCUCCAUGCAACAGGUCAAAUAGAAAUGUAGACUGCCUAUCCAAACCUUUCACCUGUUUGUGGUAAUGCUUGAAAGGAAAGCAAAGGAAGCCAUGAACGAGUAUUGAGAAGCACACCAUGCAGUGUAACUCUUUGGGCCUUUUUGCUCACCGAUCGUGGCUAAUGUAUGUUGUGGGGAGUUGCUAUUCUUUUCUUUUAAACCUCUUCCAAAACAUUGGUGCAGCAGUGACCACUCAGAUGUCAGAGUUUAUGGUCCAUGUGGUGGGGUCUGUACUGUAAGCUCAUUCGGAGAACAGGACUUCACCUCCCUCUUUCUGGAGUCUAGUCUGAGAGUCCGGGAGAGACUGUCCUUUCCCUUAAAAGGAGCCCCACUUGGCGGGCCCUGGAACCCCUUGCAGGCCUUCCUUUGCAGGCAGUGGCCUGAAAUGGGAUCCCAGUCUGGUGCAGGCCAGCUGGCAGCCAAUAAUGAAAGUGGGGAGGGAGUGUAGGGUGGCGGGGUUGUGCCAGUGUGUGAUGGCAACCUUAUGCGUGGGGGCUGACUCACUUCCCUCUCCACCACCCCCUAAGGGUUUGCAGGGGCCAGGUUUGAACCCUUUUCUGGCCAUGGGAGGAUAGGGGAGCACUGCUGCCUGCCUGGCACAUUUGACGAAAUGUAAGUGUCUGGAAUUCCGUUCCUAUUUUGGACCUCACGUGUCUUGAUUUACAUGGCAGAAGUUGUACUCUGAUCUACGACAGGCAUCCGAGUACCCCCUCCCACCCUAAUUAAACUUUAAAACCAAUUUAGAAAUUGCACCCCCACCAUCUCCCUUUCUACUGACCUGGCAAUUUUAAUUUCCAGUCUAGUGAGCCAACUGUUCGCCUUAAGUAUUUCUGUCCAACCAAACCCAGGGACUUUUAUUUUUGGACCUAGAAGGCAACAUGGCUUUCACUGAUGGAUGAGCAGCAGUGACUCAACCGUUUGCCCUCCUGCCCCCCCCCCCCCCCCCCCCCCCCCCCCCCCUGCUUGCUGACAGCCUGCUCCCUGUCCCUCUACUCUGCUUACACUCCCUAGGUGCCAGCUGCUGCUCGAUCAACUUGUGCAAACUAAACUGCUCAUCCAGAUAAGAGCUAGGAUGUGGUUAUCUGCUCCGUUCACAGGCCUGGGGGGGGGGGGGGGGUCGGCAUGGUCUCUGGAGCGGGUCACACCCAUGGGUCGGGGCACGUUGAGCAGCCCAAACUAAACGUGGACACUGCUUUUAGUCCAAGGGCCACCCACUAAUAAAGGCUUCAGAAAAGGCAUUACGUGACCCAGGAAACAAAACUGCAAAGUUUCAACCUCAUUAUGUAGACAAUUAUAUGAACACAUUCAUUACAUUUUAUAAAUCAAUGGUACAAUUUCAAUCAGCUCAUUAUGGUUAAUUUCCCCUAGCAAUGGAGGUUGCCAUGUUAGUAGUUACACACUUUCUGCUGUCCAUGCUUGCAGAAAGCAAUGUACGGACCUGAGGAAUCACGAAAUAAUACGAGAUAAGAUAAACUGUUCCAAGUUGUUUAAAUUGCUUUAUGUAGCUGUUGGGACCUUGAAUGUUUUGAGAGCUGUGUUGGCUAGCAAAUGUGCUGUCUUUAGUUUGGCAAGCAGGCAAAAGCAAUGAUGGCCCUUGUAGGCUGUACAUCUUACAUUAACUGAGAACAACUGUACGUGGUUAAAACACAUUUCCUUGUUUCGGGGUUCAUCUGGAUCAGUGAAGGACCGGUAACAUGUUGCUUGAGCCUAUGCAAGGACAACCACUGAACUCAUGAAUAGUUCUGUGUGCAACAAAAGUAACCAACAUGUCCUUUUUUGAUGAGUUUUUUUUUUUAUAUAUAUAUAUAUAUUUUUUUUUAAAUAACAAAUGAAUGCAAGUUUUGAACCGGUGUUCAUAUUCAUAACAUAAUCUCUAAUGUUUUUUUUUAUUUCGCCAUCUUGUGUGCUGGGUCACGGAACAGCAAUUUAUUUUGUGGGUGGCAAUGGGACAAUUUUAAUCUGGGUUAGCUUUAGCUUAGCCACCAUGUGGGCACAUUUGGUGUGGACCAAAGUCUGAACCAGCAACUAAGCACUUAAGUGCCUUUACAUUUGGUGGGAUAAUUUUUUUUUUUGUGGGUGGGAGUUGAGAGAAUUAGUUAAGAGCUGAAUAGUUGCUACUAGUUACCAUGAAAUUGUCAUUUGCGUUUGGUUGAAUUCUAUUUUUCGUUUAUGGGUUGAGACACUGCCAUUGAAUUAUUUAUGUAGACCUUUUUUUGGUGUCAUGUGAAGUGUUUUUCUUCUUAAGCCCAACCCCAAACCAUACUUUGAAACUUAGCUGUCUAGUCAUUCCAGUAAUUAUUUGUCAUGAUCUACAUUUCUUUUUUUUGCCCCCACCUCCCUCCCCUUCAAUUUAUCGAAACCAAAGCAACACCUGCAGCUAGUGCAAUGACAAGCCAUACAUAAUAACUGUCUGGCGUCAAAUGACUUGUACACCCCACUCAAUGGAAGCACUUUAGAGGCCUUGUCUUACUCCAUACCCAGCUAGCGGAAAGUGUACAUGUACAUAAGCUAUGGAGGAGACUGUAUGUUGGAGGUGAGCUGGUUCUCAGGGAGGUUAAAUGUGUUGAAGGGCUGUUUCAGACUUUUGAAGGCUGGGGUGUAAACUUUUUGAACCUUGGAAUGUUUUUGAAUUGUGCUCCCAUCUUGGCCACCAGAUUCCUAUACUUGGUAUUUGUCUCCCUCUCUGGUGUGUAUUAGAGAAGACUUCUCAUCUGUCUCCGCGCUGAGACCAUUUCUGAGACCAUUUUUAAUUUGUGAAAGCUUGUUGCGUUUGGAGCCGAUGGUCUUUAACCUUGGUUCUGAUGAGUCACUUUUUUUACACAGCAUUACUUCAUAAUUCAGGUGGAGAGGAGCUGUCAGUCAUUCCUACAAAUAUUUACCACCAUGCAAAGUGAUGACUCAAUUGAGCUUUGAGCCAGAACCAGCAGCUCAGUAGCUCUCCAGAACCAGGGUUGUAGACGCACUGAUAUUGAAUUUGUGUAAAUUCUGUGUCUUUGUGUCCCUUACCCUGCCUGAAUGUGUUAUGGUUAUUGUGGUCUCUGUCUCUAUCCUAACUGGGAAUGUGUGCCUAUUUAUCAAUUGUAAACAGAUGAGUGUUAUGUAUGCUCCCCUAGAUAAGAAUGGGUGUGGCCAGGCUUGGCUAUGUGAUAUAUCGCUGCCCAUAUUUGGAGUUGUAUGUUUCAUGGAUGGUGCAAGUGAUGUUUCCCCCCCAUUUUUAUUUGUCCUAUUUUUUUUCCCCCCUCUUUCAUCUGCUGUAAUUCCAUGUGAUUUUGCGUUAUGGUCCCCUCGAUUGUCUGGAUUUCGGGGGGGGGGUUGGGUGAUUUUUUUUAUUUAUUUUUUCCCAAAGAGCAAGUCUUAUCUUUUUGGAAAGUGACGAUCCCUUUUUGAAGCUCUUUGCUAUUUUUGCAUUAAGAGUUGUGGAAUUUUACAGCAGAUUUUUUUUUGUGUGUACGAGGAUGCCUGUGUGGAUGUGAGUUAAGUUAAAGAUAUGAAAUUCUUGCACAUUUUAUUUUUUGAAAUGGUUAAUGGCAAAGAGCUGUCAGCUUUCUGAUUUAUGACGUUGAUGACAUCAUUAUACUAUUUCAUUUCAGCACUUUUACCUUUAGUUUUCCUUUUGGAUAGAAAUGUACUUCAGGAAAAUGUGUUUGAAGAGGGAAAAACAACAUUUAAAUAAAGUAUUAAAUUCCAAAUGUU